AUGGACGCGCGAACGUUACGAAUGAUUGAUCUCAUCGAUGCCCUGGAGGAACAGUUCCCACGGUGCGACGCGGCGCCGGAGGAGUGCGUGUGGUUGUGGAACGAGGACGAGGCGCGGGCGUGGUACGCGAGCGGCGGCGCGGAGAGACCGGCGACGUGUGACGAAGCGACGUUCACGAGAUGGUUCCCGGGUCUCGAGCGCUCGAGGACGUCAUGCAAUGGCAGAAAGCCUCGCAUGCGCGUCUUGUGCUUUCCAAACGCGGGGAACCAGGAGGACAUGUUCACGUCGGAAGGAACCGGACCGCGACGCCAGAGCUCAGCUUUGCUCGAAUGGUGCAAGUCAAACGAGUGUGAGGUUCUCGCGGUGCAAUAUCCUGGACGAGCCAACAGAAAGAGUGAGCCGUACGCUUUUGAUAUCGCAGACAUAACCGUUCCACUUUUACCGGUCGUCGGGCCGAAAUUGCAAGAGUGUCCUUUUGUCAUCAUCGGUCACUCGGUGGGCUCGUGGGUUGCGUUUGAGUUCAUGCAACUGAUGCGCUCGCGCGGAAUGCGAAUGCCCGAGCACGUUUUCCUGAGUGCUUUUCCAUUUCCCGACAUCCCCCAUCGUGACAGGCCGUGGCACGUGAACGUCCUCCUGGACGAAGACGCGUUUAAAGAGGAGUGCAGACGAUGGGACGUCAACGAGCUCGUUUUCGGCCCUCUGUGGGAGGUCUAUCACGAUCUCAUGCGCGCGGAUUUCCAUUUGUUCGACAAAUAUGACUACGCACACAGUGGGAAAGAGAAUUUCGCGUGGCCACUCACGAUGUUCUACGGCGAGUCUGACCGCAUGAUCACGCGAGAGAUGUGCGCGUUCUGGGAGACGCACACGACGGGCGAGUUCGAGCUCGUUAACAUUCCAGGUCACCACUUGUUCCCUUUGCAAAAGGAUCAAAAGGCAAUGUGGCUCGAAAAGAUCGCCGCGACGCUCGAAAUCGUCGCGAAACGAAAUGGAUGA
This is a messenger RNA of Ostreococcus tauri, 993 nucleotides long. RefSeq names its product Thioesterase. The record is from RefSeq and is a predicted model, not a curated record. Gene Ontology annotation, biological process: lipid biosynthetic process. The coding region runs from base 1 to 993 and encodes 330 amino acids. NCBI's taxonomy places the organism in Eukaryota, Viridiplantae, Chlorophyta, Mamiellophyceae, Mamiellales, Bathycoccaceae. The transcript has a single exon.